UUAUAACUUAAUUUAUCCCAUAGGUGUAUAAUACACAACGAAUAAAAUCAUGUGUAAAAAAAAAAACAAUAAAACCUUGAAACAAUAUUAGCGAAUGGGGUUUGACUUCUUUAAUUAAGUCCGAAGUCGAGCCACAUAGUUUUGUGUUAUUUUGAUCAUGGCAACGGUAGCAGCAGCAUCGACUGGCCACGGGUUAGCGGUUUUAACGAAUGCGUGUGUUAAACAACCAUCGAGAUCACGGUCCAAACUGAAAGCAACAAGCUCUACAAAGUCGGCACCAAGCAAGGGAGGUUUUAUUGGGACUAGAACGGUAAAUUUUGAUGAUGAACUUCCCUCAGAAAUGAGUAAGACAGAGGACGACGUUAGUCGCUGGGCAGACAUGACUGACUUUGACACAUGGCAACCAGAUGACCAAACAGGGGAUCUCGGUGCACUGUCCAGUGACGAAUUUUACCAGCGUCUGUUACAACUGAAAAAUGAACACAAGAAAACAUUACAGAUGUGUGAAAGAUUGUACCGCCAAAAGCUGUCAGAGGAAGUGGAUCGGUCUGAAGACCUGGAAUGGUGUUUGUCAGAGGAUGAUGUUGUGAAUGGACAUGUUUUCAAGGAUUUGGCACACGGCCACGACGAAGACACAGGAGCUCAAAAUGGCAGUAGAGAUCUGUCAACUAAACCACCACUGGUUAGGCAAAAUAAAUUACGCUCAUCACAUCAUUCCAUUAGAACACGUCCUUCCUCAGCACCUAUUAGAAGGCAAAGUUUAUCACGGAGUUUAGAUGCGGAUGAUUGGAGAUUGAUGCAACAUAAUGGCCAAUUAUUGCAAGAGGAAACGCAGUCUGAAAUAUAUGAUCCCAGAGAGUCUGCAGCAGCUAUGGAAAGAAUUCAAGACAUGUGGGAAGAGUUCUCGGUGGAUGAUUAUGCCCCUAGAAAGAGAAAGCCAAGGCGUCCUUCAUCUGCUCAUAGCAGCACUCCGAGUGAGAAAAAGAGACCCGAAAAAGACUGGCGUCACAGGAUAACCAUUCCCAAACCAUUUCAAAUGACACUUCGUGAGGCUAACAAAGAAAAGACCAAAAGUAAGGCACAGAUUAUUCACGAAGACGAAUUGCUUCGAAAGCAGCAAGAAGAAGAAGCAGAGUGUCAAAAGAAAUUCAAGGCAGCUCCAGUUCCAGCUCAUGUGUACCUACCUCUGUUUGAAGAAUACAAUGAAAAAAAAGAAGCCCGAAGAAGAUAUGUGAAAGAUUAUCGUAAAGAACUACUAAAAUCUAUUGAGAAGCCUUUUAAGUUUAUGUCUAGGGAGCAAGAGAAAAAACAAAGGAACCUAGACAAAGCCUGGCAUCAGAGCGAUGGAUAUGAGCAUUCAAAAACAUUCAAAGCUAAACCAGUGCCAAGUUAUGUCUAUGAAACUGCACCCAAUGAGAAAAUACUUGAAAAUGAAGAAUAUCGUCAAAUUAGGAUUAAAAUGAGAGCUGAGGAAUUAAUGAGAUCAGCUGCUCUUCCACCUAACAUGGAAGCUAGACAAAAAAUUAAGGAGCAAAAACUGAAGGAACAAAAAGGGAGGAAAAAAACUUCCAAGAAACGUUUUGUUCCAAGGAUAAAUAGUGAUGUGCCCGAUUAUGAUGAACUUUAUAGACAGUUUCAGAAAGAGCUGCAGAAGCGGAAACUGGAGAGGGAAGCAACUGUAACAGAACCAUUCAAAUUACGCACUGGAAAUAUUCCGAGCAAGAAAGAUAAAAUCAUAAAUGACAUGGAAAAAGAUAUGGAAACACUUAGGGAAAACAGAUGGCCAUUUAGAAAUCCAAGAAUGACACCAAGGAAAUCAUUUGCAGUUUCCUCGACGAAUAUGAGUACUUCACUGGAUUCCAUACCUCACAGAAUGACAUCAUCAGCAGAAAUGAGGUUCCACAGAGGAAGGGACAAAGCACGCACCCUGACUCAGAAGGAUCUGGAAGAACUGGAAUAUCGCAGACGACAACGUCAAAAGGAGGCAAAGCUACGACAAGCCAUUAUAGAAAAAACCCUAGCAAACGAAGAGGACAGACUUUCCAGACCAACGAGAGAGGCAAAAUUGAAGGAAUACAGGGAGAGUGACAGAGCAAGAAUGGCAGAGUACAAACAAAGUUUGGAAGAUAUCAAACAGAGAGUUAAUGAGAGACCACUUUUGUUUGAGCAAGUAAAGCAGGCUAAUGCCAAGAAAGCAGCUGAGAAGCGUUAUUCUCAAACUCUGAGAGAUCAUGGCUUAGAUGAGACAUACGUGCAGCAGAAGAGUUCCCUGUCUACUGGAGUGGACACAGAUGCUGACGACCUGGACAUGGGGGAGACCAGUUAUAAGGGAAUGGAGGACAGUGAGAACGAAGAUAGGACUUACGCAAACCACAGCAGGGAUGAGGAAGCUUCCAUGUGAAAACAUUCCCA
Molecule: messenger RNA, 2412 nt
Organism: Liolophura sinensis
Lineage: Eukaryota; Metazoa; Mollusca; Polyplacophora; Chitonida; Chitonidae
Product: protein FAM161A-like
Exons: 5
Coding region: 158-2401 (747 amino acids)
Biological process (GO): cilium organization
Cellular component (GO): cilium
Source: RefSeq, a predicted model, not a curated record